This is a messenger RNA of Trichosurus vulpecula (common brushtail), 1151 nucleotides long. RefSeq names its product mannose-binding protein A-like. Gene Ontology annotation, cellular component: multivesicular body; rough endoplasmic reticulum. NCBI's taxonomy places the organism in Eukaryota, Metazoa, Chordata, Mammalia, Diprotodontia, Phalangeridae. The transcript has 7 exons. The coding region runs from base 186 to 998 and encodes 270 amino acids. Gene Ontology annotation, biological process: surfactant homeostasis; positive regulation of phagocytosis. The record is from RefSeq and is a predicted model, not a curated record.
CUCUACCCUGUAAACAAAGUGAUUUCUUUAUAUCCUGUUGAAUCCAGCCUCUCCUCGUCUUCUCUGGGUUGGACUAGAGGACACUCUGUCCUGUUAUCUCUUUUCUGCUGGAUACCAGGUCCCUUGGUUCCUUUGGAAGUAUGGCACUCUUUAGAAACAGGCCAGAUCUGGUGCAGGUGUGAAGGAUGGCUGUCUUUUCCUGGUUCCUACUCCUCCUCAUCAUCGUAGAGCCAAGUUUGAGUGAGGGGACUGAGCAGACCUGCUGCUCCCUGGUCUCUUGUGGUACCCCUGGGGCAAAUGGGGCUCCUGGAAAAGAUGGAAGAGAUGGGCUCAAAGGAGAAAAGGGAGAACCAGGCAAAGGGCUCAGAGGUAUCCAGGGCCCUCCGGGGAAAAUGGGGCCUCCAGGGCCACCAGGGCUACAGGGACUUCCAGGAUAUGGAGGCUUGAAAGGAGAUACAGGAGACAGCUCAGUUUCUUUGAAUAAGAUGUCAACCUUGGAAAGAAAAAUCCAGCAGCUUGAAACACAACUCAAAAGUAUCAAUGAGGCUUUUCUCAGACAGGUCACAGCCUCAAAUAAACAAAUCCAGACCCUUCAAGCUCAAGUGGACAAGAACAAAAAUCUUCUGACCUUCUCCUUGGGCAAACAAACUGGGAAAAAACUGUUUGUAACCAAUGGAGAAAAAACCACUUUCGACAGAGUGAAAGUUCUUUGUGAGCAAUUUGAGGCCACCAUUGCAACCCCAAAGAAUGCAGAGGAGAAUAAAGCUAUCCAGGAUUUGGCCGAAGGCACCCCUCCUUUCCUGGGCAUCACAGACAAAGUGCAAGAAGGACGGUUUGCAUACCUGACAGGAGGAAGACUGACCUACACCAACUGGAAAAAGGAUGAACCCAAUGAUCAUGGAUCUGGGGAAGACUGUGUAUCAUUGACCAGUGAUGGAUCAUGGAAUGAUAGAUCGUGUGAGGCUUCCUUGCUUGCUGUCUGUGAAUUACCUGUCUGAAGGGGUCCCUUAUUGUGGAUUGAAUGUUGAGAUCCUUCAUCUGUGACUCCAUAUUAAUAACACCAGAAACAAAUGCUGGAACUUUGUAAGCUUGAAGUUCAGUUGCCAUUUUCUGUAUUUAAACACAUAAUUAAAAUACCUAGCUCACUCUUA